UGUGUGUGGGUAAGUUGAAUAAUGAUCCGAUGUUACAAAAUACAUCCGACUGGAAGAUAGUCAAAGAGCAACUAGCUUUCGAGUCUUUGGCAACUUCUCGCUUUUUGCCGUCGUCAUGGACUCUCUCCUGUCAGCGCUCUUUUCCUCCGAGGAAACCGAGCUUCAUUUUUUAAGGUACAUGGCUAACUUCAUGAUUUUCAUGACGGCCUGCACAUUAGUUUCGCUUCUGAAAGAAAAUGUUCCCUAUGGUCGGUAUGCGAGUAGUAAGUAUGGCUUUCCAGUCAACGCCAAGUUUGCGUGGUUUGUCCAAGAACUGCCUGCUUUCUUGUUGCCUUUGCUCCUGGUAAUAUGGUCGUCACCUGCGAAGAUGUCCCGUCUGCCAAAUCAGCUCAUGAUGUUGAUGUAUUUUUGCCACUACACACAAAGGUCCCUUAUUUAUCCCUUUUUAAUUCGAGGUGGUAAACCAACACCGUUCCUGACAUUUAUCAUGGCUGUUUUUUUCUGCAUCUACAAUGGCUACAUGCAGGUCAGGUACCUGAGUCAUUAUGCAGAGUACCCUGAGGAUUGGGUUACUCAUCCAUUCUUUAUUACAGGGUUUUUGCUGUGGUUUGUGGGCUGGCUGAUGAAUGUGCACUCUGACCACAUCCUCAGGAACCUGAGAAAACCAGGAGAGACUGGUUACAAAAUUCCUAAAGGUGGCAUGUUUGAAUAUGUAUCCGGAGCCAACUUCUUGGGAGAGAUAAUUGAGUGGGCGGGCUUCGCUCUGGCCGGUCACUCUGUUCACAGUUUAGCCUUUGCCAUCCUCACAGCAGUGGUACUGUCCAGCAGGGCGUUGGCUCACCACAAGUGGUAUCUAUCCAAGUUCGAUGACUACCCCAAAAGUAGAAAGGCUUUGAUUCCGCUUCUGAUUUAGGGAUAAUCUAGAAGUUUUUUUUUGUUUGUUUUUUGCUCUUUCGUGAUCACUGACACAAAUGGACAUGGCUCUUACACCUGCAAAUUCAUUUGGCCAUUUACUGUGUAUGUUUGUUGCCAAUUCAUGGUGGAGGAUUUUCCUAACAUUGGAAAAUUUAGCACCUGGAGGAAGGGAGUAGGAAUGGCCUAUGUUUGUCCAAUACUCAGCUGUUACUGCAAGCUGGAGUAGAACCCUUCUUGCUCUUCGACUCAUAACAAAUGGCUUAGUCAGCAACUCUCUGUCCAGUCACUAAGGUGCCAAUAAGGUGGCUCAAAGGUCUAUUCAGGACCACUGGGUAGAUACACGUCUCAUGCAAGUUACUGUACAACACUUGCCUGAAAAUAGAUGUGCCUGAGGUGAGCUUCCAGUUCUUCUUUUUACAGAAAACGCCCUGCACUCCUGCCAAGGACCUUCUAUCAGACCACUUGCUGACUUUCUCAUUGGAAUUGCGAUCUUUGCUGCUUGGCCACAUAUGGACUUCUAAAACCACUGUGUAUCAAAAUGUAGUAUUAAAACACAUUUUAAGCCCAAGUUAGUUUUGACUUCAGUGUGUUUACGGCGGUGUCUGCAAAUCAACAGACUGGUGUGGUUAUACAACACACCAACAAAAUAAACAGUACCUGCAUUUGCAGUUGUGCACGAGGACUUUUACUUCAUCAAGGAUCUUUGCCAUGUUAAUAUCGGCAUGUUUAGAGAUUAGAUAUCUUUUUAAAUGAAAAUUCACACUCCUCUGAAGCAGAUACAUCGUUUCAAAGAUUAAUUCCGACCAGGUACAUUUUAAAUAAAGAUGGCUUUUGAUUUGUGACGUCACAUGGUUUGAAACCAGAACACAACAUGUAUGUAUAGCUUUGUUUGAUUGUAUUUUAUUGUAAAAUAAUGAUUGCUUUUCUACCAAGCACUCGCCCAAGCCUUAGGUAAAGUAGAGAGCUUAAGAUCCUGUUUCCCAGGUGUACUGUUUUGAUUGGAAAAGGACGGGAAAAGAUUAUAACAAACAUUUUUUUGAGCGUUACAACAGUCAGCAAUUAAUAGGAAGUGUACAGACCUUUGCUUUGAAUGACGUCAGCACAUCUGUGGCCACAGGACAUCACUAGUGAUUUUGGUCCACUCUUCUUCCAGUCUUUUCCACAGUUCAGUGGCUGUGGGGGGUUUCUUGGCCAUAACUUUGUCCCCAAGGUUUUUCCAGAGGUUCUCUAUUGGGUAUUCAAGGAACUGUUUCACCUGUUCAAGGAACUGUUUCACCUGUUUUGUUGUGCGACAGAGAGCGUUGUCCUGCAUAAACACUGCCGGCUCAUUGGGUGAUGAACGCAUGAAAGGAAUCAUAUGUUGUUGAAGAAGGUUCUUGUAAACAUUUGCAUUUACUCGGCCAUGUAACUGUAUGAGAGGCCCAACUCCUGCUGCAGAAAACAUGCCCCAAACCAUGACACAUCCUCCACCUUUCACUGACUUCUUCACACACUUUGGGUUCAGUCUUUCACCACUUUUUUGCCGAACAUAAUGUUUCCCAUCAGACCCAAACAAAUUAAACUUACUUUCAUCACUGAAGUGAACUUUGGACCAGUCUGCCUCUGUCCACACAACAUGCUCCUCAGCAAAGGUUAGUCCAGCCUUUUGACCGUGUUCAGCGCUGAACUGGUGAGCAAUCCCAGCUGCAGUGUUGAAAUGAUUGCCCAGUGACAUCCUCCGCAUUAUCCUGUCCUCUCUUGCAUUCGUCUUUCAUGGAUGACCAGCCUUCUUGGCGGACUUGAAUGAGAUUGUGAUGUUGUAAAGAUGCAAUAUUCUUGAAAUCACUGAUUUGCUAUGGCUGACAGGGUCAUCCCUUUGGCCUUCAGCUGGACAACGUGCUGCCGGAGGGUUUCGGUCACUUUAGAACGGCUCACCAUCUUGCAGAGUCAGAGAAACUGGAAGUUUGUCUGCCAGUUAAAUAGGGGUUGUCAGGUAAGCAAGGAAAUUAGCAACAGGUGCCAGAAUAACACCAAUAACUAGGAGGUAUCCUGAAGUGUUCUCUAAUUGUGAUCAGUCUUUUUUUCUAAUAUGUCAUUUAAGUUUUUUAUACUGUGCUUUCAGGAUAUACUUAACUCUUGAAAUGUACUUAAAAUAUUGCUCUUUUAAUCCUGCUUGGAUAAUUUCAAAUAUGAUUAUGCAGUGACCUUGAAAUUUAGUGAAUUGCUACGUCAUCUUCCUGGAACAA
Messenger RNA from Synchiropus splendidus (mandarinfish), 3140 nucleotides. It is a transcript of the gene srd5a1, whose product is annotated as steroid-5-alpha-reductase, alpha polypeptide 1 (3-oxo-5 alpha-steroid delta 4-dehydrogenase alpha 1). The transcript is spliced from 5 exons. The record is from RefSeq and is a predicted model, not a curated record. Gene Ontology annotation, biological process: steroid biosynthetic process. Gene Ontology annotation, molecular function: 3-oxo-5-alpha-steroid 4-dehydrogenase activity. Gene Ontology annotation, cellular component: membrane. NCBI's taxonomy places the organism in Eukaryota, Metazoa, Chordata, Actinopteri, Syngnathiformes, Callionymidae. The coding region runs from base 116 to 913 and encodes 265 amino acids.